Messenger RNA from Sipha flava (yellow sugarcane aphid), 1213 nucleotides. RefSeq names its product stress response protein NST1-like. The record is from RefSeq and is a predicted model, not a curated record. NCBI's taxonomy places the organism in Eukaryota, Metazoa, Arthropoda, Insecta, Hemiptera, Aphididae.
AUGUACAAGCACCAAGGUUCCUAUCGAAUUAUUACAGAAAAAGAUAUUAAUAUUUUUACAGACAACUCAAAGAAAGAUCCAGUUUUAUUCGGCAUCAAAAGUAUUACUGGUUGUUGUCAACAUUUAGCUGGGAGUUACGACAAUAACUAUAACAUCUAUAAUGUUGGAACUACUACACCUGAAACUUCAUCCACUACCAGUAUAACUUCAAAACCAUCAAUUACCACUCUUCGUUCUACUACUACGAGUACUACAACGAAACAGUCAACCAAUAUUAGUACAACUUCGAAACCAUCAACUACAACUCUUCGUUCUAAAACUAUUACCAACCAUCCUAUGAAACAACAAUCUAAUGAUCCACAGUCAUCAAAUUCUAGUGGAACGCCAGGAUCCAUAGUAGGAGCAGAGGUAGAAGAGGCAGUGGUUACAGGAGUAGCUGGAAUAUCAAGUGUAGCAGGGGUAGCAGGAGUAGUUGGAGUAGCAGAAAUAGAAACAGCAGCAGGAGGAGUUAGAGGAGUAGUACUGGCAGGUUCAGCUGUGAUAGAAACUGUGACGGAGAGAGUAGUUGAAAAAGAUAUAGAGGAAAAAAAAAACGUCAAGAGAAAGAAAAAACAUCGGGAAGAAAUAGAGAGAAAAAAUCAAGAGGAAGAAGAGAAAAAACGUAAAGAAGGAGAAGUAAAAAAACACGAAGAAGAAGAAGAAAAAAAAUGCCGAGAAGAAAUAAUAAGAAAAUGUCGAGAGGAAGAAGAGAAAAAAAAUCGAGAAGAAACAGUAGAAAAAUAUCGGGAGGGAAAAGCAAAAAAACGUAGAGAUAAAGAAGUGAAAAAACAUCGAAAAGAAAAAUAAGAGAAAAAAUGCCGAGAAGAAGAAGUGAAAAAACACCAAGAAGAAGAAGAGAAAAAACGUCAAGAAGAAACAGCAAGAAAACAUAGAGAGGAAGAAUCGAAGAAACACCGUGAAGACGAAGAGCAAAAAUGUCAAAAAAAAAAUAGCAAGAAAAUAUCGAGAGGAAAAACAGAAAAAACGUAGAGAGAAAGAAUCGGAAAAAUACCAAGAACACCAUCGAGAAGACGAAGAGAAAAAACGCCCAGAAGAAAUAGCAAGAAAACUUCAAUAGGAAAAGCAGAAAAACGUUGGAAAGAAGAAGAGCGCCGACAAAGAGAAGCACAAAAAAAGUUAGAUGAGUUUUUAGAACAGUGGGUCGUAGUUAAUA